ACCAAGGGGUGUGGUUUUGUGGUUUGGCGCAUGCGCAGAGCGGGGGAGGCGGUUGGAGCUGCGUGCGGAGAGCGGGGCUCCCCCAAAGCCCCCCCAUGGCAGAACCUCUGCAGAAGAAGCUCCAGGGGGAGCUGGAGAAAUACCAACAACUGCAGAAGGAUCUGAGCCGGGCAGUGUCGGCGCGACAGAAACUGGAGACGCAGCUGACAGAGAACAACAUCGUGCAGGAGGAGCUGACCCUGCUGGACUCGUCCAACACCAUCUUCAAACUGCUGGGCCCCGUCCUGGUCAGACAGGACCUGGAAGAGGCCAAAGCCACGGUGGGGAAACGCCUGGAAUACAUCACAGCAGAAAUGAAACGCUAUGAGCAGCAGAUGCAGGAGCUGGAGCGGCGCUCGGAGCAGCAGAGGGAGGUGCUGGGGAGGCUCCAGCAGGAGCUGCAGGGCAAGCCCUGACCUCCCCUGCACCCCCAAAUUUCGGGGGGACCCACCUGGCCUUCCUCGUCCCUCCUGCACCCCAAAAACCCCCCUUAAAUUGGGUGAAAUCGCUCCUAAAACCAUGGGUUUUUUGCCUGGUGGGGGCUUUGAAUUCGUUCCUUCCUGGGUUUUUUGGAGGGGGUGCUGGGCACUCCAAAAUGUGUGGGGACACCCCCCCGACCCUCCUGGCCCCUCUACAGCCUAAAAACCCCCCUUAAAUUGGGAUUAAACCUCAUUAAAGUGAGCUAAACCUCUCUCCCAGAAAACAGCAUUUUCACCCCACUCGUGGCUUCAAAUCUGGGGGAGGUUUUAUUAAAACGUUAAAAAAAAAUAAAAAA
Molecule: messenger RNA, 814 nt
Organism: Myiozetetes cayanensis
Lineage: Eukaryota; Metazoa; Chordata; Aves; Passeriformes; Tyrannidae
Gene: PFDN6
Product: prefoldin subunit 6
Exons: 5
Coding region: 96-455 (119 amino acids)
Biological process (GO): chaperone-mediated protein complex assembly; protein folding
Cellular component (GO): prefoldin complex; cytoplasm
Molecular function (GO): protein-folding chaperone binding
Source: RefSeq, a predicted model, not a curated record